Molecule: messenger RNA, 240 nt
Organism: Entrophospora candida
Lineage: Eukaryota; Fungi; Glomeromycota; Glomeromycetes; Entrophosporales; Entrophosporaceae
Source: the annotation of a GenBank genome assembly
AUGGAAAAGUUACUGUUACCAAAACCUACGCCGUUAUAUCUGAAAAAAGUCAAAGAAACCUCCAAAAAAAUUUUAAAAGUUCAACCAAAAUUAUUGGUUCUAGAUCUUAAUGGCACUCUAGUAUAUAAUAAAAGUAAACCAUCACUGUUAAGACCUUAUUUAUCUGAAUUUUUAAAAUAUAUAUUUUCAAAAAAUAAUGAAUUUUCAGUGAUGGUUUGGUCAUCUGCCGCGCCAAAUAAU